This is a messenger RNA of Megalobrama amblycephala (Wuchang bream), 6535 nucleotides long. RefSeq names its product interferon-induced very large GTPase 1-like. The transcript has 5 exons. The coding region runs from base 1118 to 4195 and encodes 1025 amino acids. The record is from RefSeq and is a predicted model, not a curated record. NCBI's taxonomy places the organism in Eukaryota, Metazoa, Chordata, Actinopteri, Cypriniformes, Xenocyprididae. Gene Ontology annotation, molecular function: GTP binding.
CACUUUAAACCCCUUCAGACUGGUGGGCCCCAAAUGGGUCUGACAUGAAUUGCCCAGUUAGGACCCACAUAAGACCCUUACAGAUCCCACUUAAAACCCAUCUGGGCAUCCACGGCUGGCCACAAUGUGGAUCCCGGUUGCAAAGCCACUUUAAACCCCUUUGGGCAGGUGGGGCCCAAAUGGGUCUGACAUGAAUUGCCCAAUUAAGACCCAUGCAGUACCCUUACAGGUCCCACUUUUAGUACGUCUGGGCUUCCACGGCUUGCCCCAAUGUGGAUCCUGGGUGCAAGCCCAUAAUGGGGCCCACAUUUGCCGCCCAUGAAGCCCUCAUCUGGGCCCCACAUGUCAUUGCUGGCUGGGCCAGCAUAUUUUUUUUCUUUAAAAAUCUCAUGAGGAGGUGAAUUCUCAUUAAAAUAAGUGUAAUGAAAAGACAAUAUGCAUUAAACUCAUUGCAAACGUAACUCUUUUAAGAUGGCUAGUUGUAACAGAAGGAUUCAUGAGAUUUCAAGCUGCCAUCUCUCUCAGUGUUUGAAGCUGUAAUGGACCAUGUGCUGUUCACUGACAGACACACUGCGUUAAAGAAAGAAUCGCCCGCUGAUCGACGACAAUGUUGUCAUGUUUUGGAGACUGCCAUUUUGUGGUAAUGGGACUGUGUAGAGCACGUGCGCAAAUACUGAAAGCAGAUCUUGACCAGUAACAAGAUCUGUGGCAUUUGCACAGAGCGUCUAUACAGAGUAUUACUGUAAAUUGAGAGAGAUUCCCAAACAUGCCUCUUAUAUUCGGAAGAACCUGCGAUCGCAGCAAACCUCGGCUAGAGAAGACGCGUCCCACCUGGAUCAGCACUUGGACGAACGUGAGCUUCUCCAACAAAUCUUCAUAAAGAGACCAAGGCAUCAAAUGGCUCAAGUGGAAGAAAGAUCCAUCAGCAUUCAAGCAAGAGUGUGAAGACUUCUCUUUUGUGGGACGAAGAGUCACAAUCAAGACAACGAGCAUGCCGUGGACCUCAGUGGGAUUGCAAACUUUGUAAAGCGUAAUCGUGACUUGAAGAUCCCACUCCUGAAACCGAGAGGUUCUGCUCUGAGAAUUUGUGGGCAGGAAGGAACCGUGUACGAAGGGGAUGAAGAACAGCUUGAAGCCUGGAAAGAUUAUUACCUGCCAGAACGGACAGAAAUGGAGCAAAAAGAUGAUGUCAGUUCCACACCUGCUCCUUGAGACAUUGGAGGGUCUGGGCAGUAAAAAACUGAAAAAGUUUAGAUGGCUUCUAAAGCAUGAUGGUCUUGCUACAGCUGCUGAUUUGGAGAAGGCAGAAGAAGCUACUAACACUGUGGAUCUGAUGUUGGAUCGUUGUGAACCAGAAGGAGCUGUGAUGAUCACGCUUAAAAUCCUGAGGAACAUGAAAGAAAACUCUCUGGCUAAACAGUUAGAGGAGAAGCAAAAAGCAGGGAAAAACAAGGACAUUGGAAGAGCAGGAGUCCAGCCACAUCAACACCUACAGCUGGAAAAGACAAUACAGCAUGUAUUUCAGAGACUCCAUAUUGAAGUCAAAAACCUCAACAAACUGAGAGAUGCAGAUGUUCUUCAGAUAACUGUUCAUUCAUUACAGUCUCAUGAGUCUUGUGCUGAAGAAGAGCUGAUCCAAACUUUCAUACAAAAACUACUGAUGAUGAACUACAGAGCAAGAUACAUUCAUGUUAGAGAUCACUAUGAACAGGAUCAGAUACAACAAAGAGACAGUGACUCGUUUGAAGAUGAGGGUGAUAUUUUUGAUGAAAUGUCUUUGUCUAACAAAGGAAUGAGUCAGUCUGACCAUAUUCACCCGAUGGAUGUCCAGAUGUCUGCGUUUCAUUGUGCUGAUGGUUUCCUGAAGCAGCUGAUGGUCACUAAACUGUCCCAGUGUCAGUACGCUCUGCCUCUGCUUGUUCCUGAUCCAUUCACACAACAGAUUGAGUUUCCUCUCUGGACAUUCAGACAAAUCCACAAGAGCUGGAAGAUCAGAAACACCAACAAUGAGAUCAUCAGUCAAACCCAGCAGAUCUACAAGGCUGAAACUCCAAUGGUGUUUUUCUUCAGGUUUGGCUCUGUGUCUUCAUCCAAGUCUCAGCUGAUGAACAGUCUGAUCAAUGAGAAACACAACACGUUCUUCCACAGGUACUGCCCAGGCAGCAGCAGAACCAGAGUCCUGAUGGAUGGAGUGGUGGAGAUCGCCUGGUUCUGCCCCUCUGGGAAAAACACGGAUAAAUUCAGUGAUUGUGUUUCGUUCUGUAAUCUACACGGUGAUGCAGGAGACCAUGAGAAACAGCUGCAGAUCCUCACUGAAAUGAGCUCAGUCAAUGUUGUUAUUCUGCCACGACUGGACAGGAAUGACAGAAAUGCUGCAAAGAUCCAAAACCUGUACAGAAACAGAAAGCCACUCAUCUGUCUUUUUACUGAGGAUGAAUCUACUGUAACUGAGAUGAAGAAAGGGAAAUUCAAAAUUGGUCUGAAAGACAGAAAUCAGUCAGAUGUUUCUGAAGAUCUCAGAAGAGCGAUAAAUGAUUGUCUCUCAAAAUCAUCUUCCACUAUCAGACUUGAAGAUGUGUCCAAACACUCAGACAUCAGAGUAGAUGAGGAAGAGGAUGAAGACUGCAGGAGAGGAAGAGCAGCAGCACAUCAAAUGAUGAGUUUACUGGAGAAGAAACAUCUGACGGAAAUCAAAGACUCAUUUCUGCCUCAUCAGGGGAAACUGUGGCAUCAGUGGAGUCAGAAGAACAAAAAACUACAUCGAGGAUAUAAGACAAAAAUGGGCAUCUUCAGAAAAUAUGCAAAGAUGAAGAAAAUCCGCCAACAGCAGCAUGAAUCUGAUAUCAGUGAGUUUAUGAAGCUCUUCAUUAGACAAAUAAAUUCAGAUACUGCAAAUAAGACGUUUUUCCUCAAAUGGCUCAGAAUCCUCCUGGAUGAAUAUACAUCAGCUGAUCUUUCUGCUCUACAUUACAAAUAUCAUAAGAAGUGGUCAGCCGUCUUAAAACUGAAAGAGAAUAAAUCUGUUCAUCUCAGAGAUGAACAAGCAGAACUUGAGAGAAUAUCUGAGGAUCUUCAAGCUGCAGCCUUUGGUCUGGAGCACAUCAUGAGGGAGAUCGGUCAGAUCUAUGAAUCAUGUUCAUCUGUGAAUGAGAACAAGAAAGACCUGGAGGUUCACUUCUCUUCUCUCCCGAUUCUUGCAGCAGAGAUGAUGAUCUCUGGAUUUCCACUGGAGCUGAUGGAUGGAGAUGCUGCUCAUGUUCCUCUGAUCUGGAUCUCUGCUGUUCUAGAUGAACUCAUCCAGAAACUGGGAGACCAGAGAGUCUUUGUGCUGUCAGUUUUAGGGCUUCAGAGCUCUGGGAAAUCCACCAUGCUGAAUGCCAUGUUUGGACUCCAGUUUGCCGUCAGUGCUGGCAGGAGAACCAGAGGAGCUUUCAUGCAGCUGGUCAGAGUGUCAGACGAGAUGAAAACACAGAUGAACUUUGACUAUAUUCUGGUUGUUGAUACUGAGGGUCUUCGUGCUCCAGAACUGACUGGAAGAUCAACAAGACAUCAUGACACUGAACUGGCCACAUUUGUUGUUGGUCUUGGAAAUCUGACAUUGAUCAACAUCUUUGGAGAAAACCCGUAUGAGAUGCAGGACGUUCUUCAGAUCAUUGUUCGGGCCUUCAUGAGGAUGAAGAAGGUCAGACUGAAUCCCAGCUGUGUGUUUGUGCAUCAGAACGUUUUAGAUGUCACAGCUGGAGAGAGAAACAUGGAGGGAAGGAGACGACUGCAGGAGAAACUGGAUCAGAUGACAAAACUCGCUGCUGAAGAUGAAGUCUGUGAUGUUGAAUGUUUCAGUGAUGUCAUUAGAUUUGAUGUUCAGAAAGAUGUGAAGUAUUUUGCUCAGCUCUGGGAGGGAAACCCACCAAUGGCUCCACCAAACCCAAACUACUGUGACAAUAUUCAAGAACUGAAGAAAACUAUUAUGUCUCAUGCAACAAAUUCAGAUGGAAUGAUACUGAAAGACUUAAAAGAUCAUAUUAAAGAUCUCUGGGAGGCUUUACUGAAGGAACGAUUCAUCUUCAGCUUCAGGAAUUCUCUGGAGAUUUCAGUCUACAGGAAACUGGAGACCAAAUACAGGAAGUGGUUCUGGAAUUUUCGUAGAGCCAUGAUGGAAACUGAGAACAAACUACACAACAAAAAAAGAGAAUGAAGUGAUUCAUGAGGUUGAAUUGAAGAAACCAAUGUCUGAAUUCAUUGAGGAAGACAAAGAUAAAGAAAGAUAAAGAAAUACUGAUUCAGAGAUUAAAUUCAAAGAGCUUCAGGAAAACAAUGUGAGAGAAAAAAAGAGGAAAUUAGGAAAUUAUGAGAUUCCUCAGCAGCGAAAGAGAAAGAUUGAUGAUCAGAGGAUAAAUCUUGAAAACACUCUAUGAAAAGAGCAAAGAACUCGCCUUAAUACUCAGAGACAAAACAAAUGAAGAAACACUGAAGAAAGAGUUUGAUUUGUUCUGGGAACAGAGUGUGAAGAAGAUCAUCAGAGACACUCCUGCAAUCAGAGACAUUGAUGUAAUGAGAGAUGUGAGAGAGAUCCUCUGUGACGACUAUGAGGGACGCUUCCCUGUAGAUCACUGGAGGGAGAGCAGGGAUAUUUUCACUGUGCCCAGUUAUUCUAAAAAUGUACAUGUUAAAAAAUCUACUGGACUUAUUUUUACAAAUGUCUACAGAUCAGCUAAAUGGAUGUUUGCUCAAACUCUUUCUCCAGAGGAUGAAGCUCAAAUCAGAUCAUUAGUCACAGAUGUUGCUCCUCAAACAGACACAAUGAUUCAGUCGUUUAACAUUUCAAAGCUGGGCUACAACAUCAGCUGCAUUCAACAACUCACAGAUUACAUCAAGAGGAACAUGAACAUGAGGAAGGACGAGUGAAAUAUGCGUUCAAGAAUGAAUUCUUCAUGGAUUUGGUUCUUUCCUUCUGUAAGAGAUCAAACAAGAUCAUCACUGACCAACACAGACUGUUCAGAGAAGCCAAUGAUCCUGUAAUAUAUGUUGAGAAGAAGAGAGAAGAGUACUAUAGUAUUUUCCAGAAAUACUGUCAUGGAUCAACAUCAGCUGCUGUUUUUGGAGAGAUCAUCUGUCAGAAACUGAAAGAGCCCAUUGAGCAGAGUGUCUACAAGAAGACUGCCAGAGAUCUGACAGAUGAAAUGAGAUCAAACUGUGAAUCACUGAAUGGAAACAGAUCAAAUCUGGAGAAACACAUCCUGAAGACACUCGCAGAAGAGGAGGAUUUUGACAAAUACAUGAACUACAUUCAUAAUCCCAGAGAUCACUACAAGAGUUUCAUCAGAGAUGAAGUCAGUCGGUACAUCUCUGAUAAGUUCAGUGUCAGUGUUUUACCCAAGAUGAAGGAGAACAUUGAACUCCUGCAGCAGAAGAUCAUGAAAGCAGCACAUGAAUCUACUGAACAUGUUCAAGAGAACAGAGGAGAUGUUGGUUUGUGGUUGAAGAGUUUCACACAGCAGAUCUCAGAUGAGCUGAUCUUCUCUGAAAAAGACCUCAGAGGAGUCAAUCAUGAUGAUGUUGAUGAUUUCAACCUCCUAAAAGAUGUGAUGAGUAAAGAGCUUACUGCUAUAAUGUCUGAGAUCAGCAGUCAUUUCAGUGACUUUCUGUGGAAUCUGGACUGUAAGUUCAGACCAGAUGAGCUUCUGAUUGAUCUCUUCUGUCAGUGCUGUUGGGUUCAGUGUCCGUUCUGUGGAGCCAUCUGCACCAACACCAUAGAAAUGGAUGGAGAUCACAGUGUUGCUUUCCACAGAGUGACUGGAAUUAUUGGCAUAUAUUACAGUUCAACACUGAAUCUCUGUGCUGAUAUGUGCACACAUUUAGUGGCAAGUGAUCGGUGUUUUAAUACAUCAGAUGGAAGUUUUAAAUAUAGAGAGUACAGAAGAGCAGGACCAGUUUAUGCGAUGUGGAGCAUCACUCCUGAUCUCUCUGAACUGCCCUACUGGAAGUGGUUUGUGUGCAGCUUCCAGAAAGAUCUGGAAAAACACUAUGGUAAAACAUUUGAGGGGAGUGGUAAGAUCCCAGAUGAAUGGAGAAGAUACUCAAAACAUGAAGCUAUUGAGAGUUUGGAUCGAUACAUGUAAUGAAGCAGAUGAAGAAUGAGACUCUUGCGUCUCCUCUCAGAUUCAGAUCACAGUCAGAAAUGAGUUUCUCUGACAUUCAUCAGUGAAUCUGAGCUCAUCUACACCUCGGAAGAUCAGAGCUUCAUCAAAUACACCAGAAGAGAUUCAGUUCCUCAUACAAGUGUCUGUCAGAUGAUCAAAACAAAAUAUUUCUGAACAUAUGCCUCAUUGAUAAAGCUCAAAAUGAUUGAUGUAUCUUAUAGUUUAUUACUAAUCUAAACAGCUUAAUCUCUAUCAUGACCUGAAAAAGAUCUGUGAUAAGGACAUUAAUGACAGACUGUUGAUGAAAUAUGACUGAAGUGUGUGUUUGUUAAAGCUCAGUGCUGGAAUCAGACGAUGGAGGAAAGUGUGAGAAAUAAACAGAUGUGUGAAUCAAA